GCAGAGGCCGGAAGCGGAAGGCUGGGGCAGCCAAGCCGCUGCCCGGGCAGGAUCCCUGAUGUCGCCACCCCCAGCCCCACUACUGGUUCCGAUGCCUGGGGAGAUCUGGCCUGGUUUCAGGAAGCCUGAGCUUGUGAGCUUCGCGGACGUAGCCGUGUAUUUCUCCCCGCAGGAGUGGGGGUGUCUGCGGCCCGCGCAGAGAGCCCUGUACCGGGAGGUGAUGCGCGAGACCUACGGCCUCCUGGGCGCGCUCGGGUUCCCGGGCCCCAAACCAGCCCUCAUCUCUUGGAUGGAACAGGAGAGUGAGGCUUGGAGCCCCGCCGCCCAGGAUCCUGAGGAGGGGGAAAGCCUGGGAGGAGCUCCGAGAGGAGAUACUCCAAAUGAGGGAGCACGGGGCUGCAAGGAAGGAGGUGAGAGGCCGGCAGACAUUCCUGCUCAGCUGCAACCUAAAGAGGUGGAUAAACACAAGACUCAUCCCAUGGCUACCAAGGCCUCUGCAGGGGCGCGGCCACCUACCAAAGCUGCCCCAGACCAGAUAGCAGCAGGCGUACAACCUCCUGCUCAGGUACCCAACACAGAUAUACAGCCCAGCCAGCGACGCCAUGUGUGUGUGGACUGUGGACGCCGGUUUACCUACCCGUCUUUACUGAUCAGCCACCGUCGCAUGCACUCUGGUGAGCGACCCUUCCCCUGUCCAGAAUGUGGUGUUCGCUUCAAGAGGAAGUUCGCAGUGAAAGCACAUCAAUGGAUCCACCGUUCCUGCUCAGGGGGUCGCCGAGGCCGAAGGCCUGGGAUCCGGGCUGUGCCUGGAGCCCCAGUCCGAGGAGACCGGGAUCCACCAGUGCUCUUUCGGCACUAUCCAGACAUCUUUGAGGAGUGUGGGUGAGUUCAACAGCUGCCUUCGUCUGGAGGUCUGGAGCGGAGCGUGAACUUGGCACUGAGAGUCAACUGAGUCAAGACUUGGGAAUUGAAAUACACCUGUUUGACUUCUCAAGGAUUGCUUGUAAAAUUGUGAAAAGAAAAUUUCCUGUAAAAAUCCCUACAGAUUAAACCUGACACCUGCCCAACCCCCAGUGUUUUGUGUUUAAAAAAAUGGGGUCUGGGCUAGAGAUGUGAGUUGGUUCAGUGCUGUUUUAGUCAGGGUCACAAGAGGAACAGAACAGAAUGGAUGAACUUGCACACUCACAUAUAUGGUAUAGAAUAGGUAAAAGGCAAAGAAAAAGGCAAGAGGAGGAGCUAACUUUGAAAUUGCCUUUUGAUCCUGAUUCCUUCCAGAAGGGGCUGCCCUACAACAAGGGGCCCUGUAAAGGUAACUUUUAUUCCCUUGUAGUAACUGUCGGUUGGAGGCUUCAGCCUCUGUCUGCUAGCCUAGGCCUCGUCCUGAAAGCUUCUACCCUCUGUACAGUCUAAUCCAGGCCUAGAAUGUUUUCAGCCUCUGAGACUUGUUGCUGAGUAAGCUCACCCUUCCUAGUGCUUUCUGAGCACUGGCCGAUUCAACUCAGCUGUUCUGCCCCAAACUCCUUUUCAAGCUGACUGUUGAAGUUAGGUCCUUGUCCUGUCUCCGAGCUCCGUGUUCCCAGAAAUAAGACUCAGACUCAAAUUAAAUUUAUAAAUACCUUGGUCAC
Rattus norvegicus (Norway rat) is the source of this 1625-nucleotide messenger RNA. RefSeq names its product zinc finger protein 688 (gene Zfp688). The transcript has 3 exons. NCBI's taxonomy places the organism in Eukaryota, Metazoa, Chordata, Mammalia, Rodentia, Muridae. Gene Ontology annotation, biological process: regulation of DNA-templated transcription. The record is from RefSeq and is marked validated. The coding region runs from base 59 to 886 and encodes 275 amino acids.